AUGGCCCUGUGUGAGAUAUGCAAGCGCGUCGACUUUCGUUCGCUCCUCGUUGCCUGCAUUCAGCAAUGGCAAGCCGGACGAGCGGAGGCGGAGGAUAUGACUGACAACGGUGACGGCUAUGAUGUGCCAUCCACACUCAGUGGCUCGUCAUGUAUCAAUAAGCAUCACAGCGAUGUAUUUGAAGUGGGAAAAUGCGCCCCGGAAUGCCACCUCUGCCAAAUCAUAUUCCAAGCCUUCGAACGGAGAGGAGUCAAAGAUCCGGAAGACGCAAGGGGUUUGCCCAUCAUCCUCAGAGCAUUCAACAACAAGAUUCAAGUUUGUUUCUCCUCGGGAGAAGAGCCAAUCGAGUUAUGCACUCUGGAUUUAUGCGUGGACGAUGCCAGCGUCACCGAAGUCUUCCGAACCUUGGACAAGGACGACGAUCCGCCGCCGAUCCUGUACAAGGUGAACACAGACCCUGGUUCUGAAUCAUCACUCGCGACCGCUUCCAGCUGGUUGCAAAACUGUUUGAGGAAUCAUAAUCUCUGCCAGCCCCCUCUCGAAUUUCAUCACCCGCCAAAGCGGCUGAUCAACGUCGGCAACACAACCCAGCAUCCGUUCCUGGUAGAGAUGGGCCCGAAUUCACCGCCUGUCAAAUGGUUGUGCCUCAGCUAUUGCUGGGGAGGGUUUGAGCCUGCCGUGAAGCUUACAAGGGCCAACAUGAAUAAACUAAAGAGCGGGAUGCUCUCGGGCGGCGAAAGCCUCGAUUCUCUUGAUGCCACUGUGCGAGACGCAAUCCUCGUUGCAAGGGCCCUGGAUAUCCCCUAUAUUUGGAUCGAUGCACUGUGCAUUCUCCAAGACAAAGAUGCCAACGAGUGGAACGAACAGGCCCCCAAGAUGAACGAAAUCUAUGGGGGCUCGGUUCUCACGCUUGUCGCCGCCAGUGCGAAGACUGUCAAGGAUGGGUUCUUGACAAAGCGUCGACUCCAGCAAUACGUUCCCAUAUCAGCAUCAGAUACCCCAUCGGGGGAUGCUGCCCGGGAUGACCCACGAGCAAAUGUAUUCCUGUCGCCAGAAUGGCCCGCCCAAGAAGAUUUAGCCAACGGACCCUGGAACAGUCGAGGAUGGACGAUGCAGGAAGGCCUCCUCCCAAAUCGACUGCUAUACUAUACCUCUUCUCAAAUGAUGUGGAAAUGCAAGAAUGAGCAGAGGUUUGAAAGAGGCGUGACCAAAAGUCUUGACCAUGUGCUGAAGAACUUUGACGAUCGCGUCCAUGACCCCGAAUACAUAUGGCUCGAGACAUCGGAUACAUUUUCGAAGUUCAAGAGGUUUCCGUACUGUCUACCAGCCAAAUGGGUGAAGGUCGAGCCGGAAAUGUUUCGUCUGUGGUACGACCUCGUCGAGAAUUACUCUCCUCGGCAGUUCACAAACCCUGGCGAUCGCCUCGUCGCAGUUUCGGGUCUUGCCAAGGUAUUUGGCGAUGCAAUCCGAAGCGAAGAUUACUUUGCCGGUCUGUGGAAAUCAGACAUGAUACGUGGUCUGAUGUGGUACAUCGAAGGGGCAACGCUGAUUCCUCGAAGCCCUCUAGACAACGACGUGUUUCCAACUUGGAGCUGGGCUAGCGCGGGGUGCGGACUCGUCAAUCACGACCACAAGGAUUGGAAUAUCCCCUUAUCACGGGUCGAGAACGCACAAGUGGACCUCGUCGACAAACGCCAGCCAUUUGGCCCUCUGAAAACGGGGAGCGCCAACACCAUCACCUUGACUGGCCGUCUCAAGAGGCUGCCGAGACUCUACAACAAGGCAUGGGAAUGCGAGGACGCAUCAAUGUCCGCACUUGAACGGCAUCUCUCAGAGAUGGUCGAGAGGGAAAGCCCAGGGAAGGUGGAACUCAGGUACUCUUCUCCGUCCGGCGUGCACUUCGCAGCACUUCAGAUGCUUCGGGAUCAUGAGUCGUUGGGCCUGCUAGUCCUGGAAUCGACCAGGGAAGCCCCGAACAACGUGUAUCGCCGUGUUGGAGUAGUUACACUACGGGGACGCGACGAGCGAAAUGUGUGCUCGCCGGAUCUUCUCGCUAAAAUCAUGAUGUGGGAAAACUCCCUUGAUACUCGCCUCGGUCCGCGGGAAUGGGCCGGAAAGGAGGACGAAUUUCAUGACAAAGUGCUUGUGGAGGUGAUGGAGGAGACUUGGAAGGAAGAAAGCGUGGUUAUCAUCUAA
Chaetomium fimeti is the source of this 2196-nucleotide messenger RNA. RefSeq names its product heterokaryon incompatibility protein-domain-containing protein. The record is from RefSeq and is a predicted model, not a curated record. Lineage: Eukaryota; Fungi; Ascomycota; Sordariomycetes; Sordariales; Chaetomiaceae. Bases 1 to 2196 code for a protein of 731 amino acids. The transcript has 2 exons.